Molecule: messenger RNA, 2427 nt
Organism: Vigna umbellata (rice bean)
Lineage: Eukaryota; Viridiplantae; Streptophyta; Magnoliopsida; Fabales; Fabaceae
Source: RefSeq, a predicted model, not a curated record
ACAACUAACCUUUUUCUUCUCUAUUUCAAGUAUUCCUUCUAAGGGAAUCACCUUCUCAACCCUCAAACACUCCUUCUCUCUCUUUACCUUUCUCUGCAAUCCUAUAUCAAAACUUUUCACAUUGCAAAAACCACUUCAACCCUUCAACCUUCCCUUCUAUACUUAACUUUCUUUUUUAUCCAUCUGAGUAUGAGUCAUUUUGCUCAGCAUAUCAAGUUUAACUAAACAUUUCCUGCAUGAUAGCAUUUGUAUGGCUAGAUGAUGAUCUUGUUGUUGUUUUAGUUGGAAGAACAUGAGAAGGCUUGCUAAAUGAUUCAAGGGGAGUUAAUAUUCAAAACUGCACUAUAUCUCUCAAAUUCAGGAAAACAGAAAGGUGUUGCAUAAAUCCUGUAUUUUCUAGGUGGCAAGUUCCUGCUUCAACCACCAUUUGUAUUAUUGACAUUCACAAAAACACCACCAUUCCACUGACACAGAGAACUGUAUGUAUAACAAGAGCCAUGAAACAAGGGUCACCAGCAUCACCACCACCACCACCAUCACCACCACAACCACCCCCACCAACAAAAAAUGUGAUCAGGCUUCAGAGCAGUUUAACGCCAUCAAGGUUAAGACUUCCUUCCAAGUACAGAGAGCCUCCAAGGACUCCACCAGAGGUUGUCAAUGGAGUGGUGUCAACUCCAACUAGGAGAGCCCAGUCUGUCACUCCAGAGCUGAAGCACACUUCCAGGAUCAAAAGGGGUCUAGUGCUGAACAAGGCCAAACCCAAUGAAGAGGUUGCAGGAACCCACAGGGGUAGGGAAGCUGAAGAGGCUAAGGCUGUGUCUCGCUUCGUGCGGCCUCAUGCUGUGGAACAGUUUGCUAGGCCAAGGAGUGCGGUUGGGGAAUUUACUAUGAAGAGGGAUAAGGAGGACCCUGAUGGAAAGAGUAAGAAGGAACUGAUGGAGAAGCUUGAGGUGAGUGAGAGUUUGAUCAAGAAUCUGCAGUCUGAAGUUCUGGCUUUGAAGGCCGAGUUGGAAAAAGUUAAGGGCUUGAAUGUGGAGCUGGAAUCUCACAACAGAAAACUCACUAAGGAUGUUGCUGCUGCUGAAUCGAAGGUGAUGUCUUUGGGUGGAAGUGAAAAGAUGAAGGAGCCAAUUGCAGAACAUCAGAGCCCCAAAUUUAAACACAUUCAGAAACUCAUUGCUGACAAAUUAGAAAGGUCCAUAGUGAAAAAGGAAGCCAUUACUGAUGGCUGCUUUGUUAAAGCCUCAACUCCAGCACCAACAGCAAUUCCUACGAUUCCUGAAGCUACAACUAUAAGGGUAGGAAGAAAUCCUGCACUAAAAGCAUGUCUGCCACCGCCUCCACCACCUCCACCACCGAUGCCACCAUCAAUCCCUUCUAUGCCUGUAGCAAAAGUAAAUAACACCCAAAAGGCCCCUGCAUUUGUAAAAUUACUUCACUCAUUGAAGAAUCAAGAAGAAAUGAAGAACACAACAGGAUCGGUUAAACAGCAGAAACCAGUUGCUGUGAAUGUACAUAGCAGCAUUGUUGGAGAAAUUCAAAACCGUUCUGCUCAUCUAUUAGCAAUAAGGACAGACAUUGAAACAAAAGGAAAUUUUAUCAAUGACCUUAUAAAAAAGGUGGUAGAAGCGGCCUACACGGACAUUGAAGAUGUCUUAAAUUUUGUGAAUUGGCUUGAUGGUGAACUCUCAUCAUUGGCUGAUGAGCGUGCAGUCUUGAAGCAUUUUAAUUGGCCUGAGAGAAAAGCUGAUGCCAUGCGUGAAGCCGCAGUUGAGUAUCGCGAACUUAAAUUGUUAGAACAAGAGAUUUCCUCCUUCAAGGAUGACCCUGAAAUUCCAUGUGGAGCUUCCUUGAGAAAGAUGGCCACCCUAUUAGAUAAGUCUGAGUGCAGCAUACAGAGACUAAUCAAGCUGAGAAAUUCUGUAAUGCGUUCAUAUCAAGAUUACAAAAUUCCAACCGCUUGGAUGCUUGACUCGGGAAUCACGGAAAAGAUUAAGCAGGCUUCUAUGAUUCUGGUCAAAAUGUACAUGAAAAGAGUGACAAUGGAACUUGGAUCUGCUAGGAAUUCUGACAGACAGUCUAGUCAAGAAUCCCUUCUGCUUCAGGGCGUCCAUUUUGCAUACAGAGCUCAUCAGUUUGCUGGAGGUUUGGAUGCAGAAACUCUGUGUGCUUUUGAAGAGAUAAGGCAACAUGUACCAGGACACUUAGCAGGGUCUCGAGAACUUUUGGCUGGCAUAGCAUCAUCGUAAGAGGCCAUUGAUAUUUUAUGCUUUCUUUUCCUUGUCCCCAAUGUUCAACACCAUUGACGAUCAUUCAGAAGAAAUAAGAAGAAACAUGCAGAGAUUUUGAAGAAAAAACUAGCUGCUCCCUCGUCUUGAUCUAUGGAUAAAAUCUUCAGUCAUUGAGCUUAAACAGUUUUUGAGA